Molecule: messenger RNA, 6734 nt
Organism: Aplysia californica (California sea hare)
Lineage: Eukaryota; Metazoa; Mollusca; Gastropoda; Aplysiida; Aplysiidae
Product: bromodomain-containing protein 1
Exons: 16
Coding region: 214-4290 (1358 amino acids)
Biological process (GO): regulation of transcription by RNA polymerase II
Cellular component (GO): MOZ/MORF histone acetyltransferase complex
Molecular function (GO): protein binding
Source: RefSeq, a predicted model, not a curated record
GCAUGCGCAGAAGUUAUAGUGAAGAUUGAAAUGAGACGCCAUGGAUGCUUGGCUUGGCCACUCUUUGUGUAGAAUAUAAUAUUAUUGCAACGAGGAGUUAUCGCGCACGGAUAUAGCAGUUUCACUAUAUGGUUUCUUGCAUUUCAAGUUUCAAUCUGAAGAGGUUAGGUCUAUUGAGAGCUCAAGGAAUGAAGACAAGCUAAAUGCUUCAAGAUGGUGCUAGACUUUGAUGUGAAGACAUUCUGCCAGAACCUACGGGCAACUAAGCCACCCUAUGAAUGCCCAGUGAAGACAUGCCGCAAGGUGUACAAAAGCUUCUCUGGCAUUCAGUUCCACAUGCACAACCACAACCAUGACUGUCCUGACUCGCCAGGUACAGGGGUGGCUGCCAGUCCUUCAGGCGGGGGAAGAAAGCCAGGCAAAAGGAACAAGAGCAGCAAGUGGCACCCGCGUCAGGCACGCCACUCCCCUUCUCCCCCAGAGUUUAGCCGCUCUCCUCAAAGAGACACACUUAGCUAUGUUGAAUCUCAAAGACUGGUUGAGAUUGAUUUUGAUGGUUGUCUGAGAAGAAUAGACAUCUACCAGCCUCUGGAAAUUAUCUCGCAAGACGAAAUUGAGAACCAAGACAAUACGGAAAAGGAAGAAAAUGCUGAAAAAAAUCCAUCGGGCAGACCAGUGCGUAACCUUGAGAGUAAAGCUCGCAAGGAGCCGCCAGCAGUGGGCAGCCUUCCUCCCGACAUAAAUCCCAACAAGCUUCCAGAGCCCACCGUUAAGGUUUUAGAUGAGUAUGUUAAGCCCAACAAAGUAACAUCUAGAGGCACCUCGUAUUACCGUUAUGUGGAGAAAUCUGUGGAAGAAUUGGAUGAAGAAGUUGAAUAUGACAUGGAUGAAGAGGAUCAUUCAUGGCUGGAGCUUGUAAAUGAGAAGCGUACUAGUGAUGGUGUCGCUGGUGUUGCUCAAGACACAUUUGAAAUUAUCAUGGAUCGUUUUGAGAAGGAGGCCUUCUUCCAAGGCCAGCACUCGGGCAAAGAGCAAGGUCCAUCUCUUGACGAUGAUGCAGUCUGCAGCAUUUGCAUGGAUGGCGAGUGCCAGAACAGCAACAUGAUUCUGUUCUGUGACAUGUGUAAUCUUGCCGUUCACCAGGAGUGUUACGGGGUGCCAUACAUCCCGGAGGGACAGUGGCUGUGUCGUCGUUGUCUACAGUCGCCCUCACGGGCUGUGGACUGUUGCCUCUGCCCAAAUAAAGGUGGGGCUUUCAAACAAACUGAUGAUGGCCGCUGGGCCCAUGUAGUGUGUGCUCUGUGGAUUCCGGAGGUAGGUUUUGCUAAUACAGUGUUCCUGGAACCUAUUGACUGUCUACAGCGAAUUCCUCCUGCGCGCAGAAAAUUAACUUGUUACAUUUGUAAGCAGCGUGGUGCAGGUGCAUGCAUUCAGUGUCACAAAACAAACUGCUACACAGCGUUCCACGUCACCUGCGCUCAGCAGGCUGGACUUUUCAUGAAGAUUGAGGCAGUCAAAGAGCCAGGUCCUAAUGGUAUUGCCGUCGGUGUAAGGAAAACUGCUUUCUGUGACGUUCACGCUCAGCCCUGUGUUGACAAUUCCAUGUUCCCCGAUGAUGAAAAGAAAUCUGGGUCAAAAGAAGAUGCCAGAGAGCUUGCCAGAAUCAAGAUGAGGAAAGCCAGAAAGAUACUUGCCCAAAAGCGCAACGCCAUACCAAAUGUGUCAAUUCCUAUCAUCCCAGAACAAAAAGUGACCAACAUUGCGUCUCUCAUUGCUGUUCCGAAAAAAGAUGACUUUAUGAGAGCAUUGAUGAGUUACUGGACUUUGAAAAGACAGUCACGGUUUGGAGUACCUCUUUUGCGGAGGUUGCAAUCCAACCACAUGAGUAGGAAUAGAGAGCAUUCCAGAAAUGAUAAACAUAAUAUUGAGAUGAGAGAAAAGUUAAAGUAUUGGCAACGUCUACGUCAAGAUUUGGAGAAAGCUCGGCUUUUGGUGGAGCUUAUCAGGAAAAGGGAAAAGUUGAAGCGUGAAUUGGUCCGUGUUUAUCAGCAAUCCUUAGAGUACAAGCUACAACCAUUCCUCAUGCUCCUGCGUAACACCUUGAAUCAGCUGCAAGAAAAAGACACAGAAGAUAUUUUUGCAGACCCAGUCUCCGAAGAAGAGGCGCCCGACUACCGAGAUGUGAUCAAGCACCCAAUGUGCUUCUCCGUGAUGAGGAACAAGGUGGACACUCACAGGUACAAGUCAAUGGAGGCGUUCGAGUCUGACUUCAAGCUGAUCAUCCACAACUGUUGUGCUUACAAUGCCAAGGAUACUGUCUUCUACAGGGAGGCAAUGCUUUUGAAGGAAGAGGGCAUAGAGAUUAUACGAGAUGCCAAAAGUGUGGCAGAGCAAGUUGGGUACGAGUACAAAUGUGGCCUGCAUUCUGACCCAUCCAGUGUGACCAAUGAGUCCACGGCACCAUCAGAAGAACUGGACUCAAUUAUUGCUGAUGUGAAACCAGAUGCUCCAUAUGAAGACCAGCUACAGGCUUUAUUGUCAAAGUUAGAAGACUGCAGCAAAACUCUAAAAGGAGGUAAAAAGAAAAAAAUUCUCAAGAAACUCAGAUCUGAAAUAGCUGUAGUGCGACGAAAGCUUGCACUGGACCAGAAGAAAAAAGGCAGGAAGCCAGUGAACAAGGUGAAAGAGGCAGCUGUGGAUCAGAAAGAGGAACAAGAAGACACGGUGAAAGAGGAGGACAACUCUACCAGUGUGAAGGAGGAGACCAAGGACCAAGCUCUUCUGACAGUGGAAACAGAGAGCAGCAUCCCAGUCAAUGCCACCCCUACAACCACGAAAACACCCAGAGGACGUUACACACGCUCACCUUCAAGGUCUCCACUUGUUCCAACCACCCAGUCAAGGCCAGUUUCUGCCCGUGGUGGACGAGGGAGGGGCCGGGGACGUGGGGGCAGAGGCAGAGGAGGUGCAUCUUCUGUGCACCGUGAGGUGGCCGAGACUCCAGGGAAACCAGGGGAGAAGACUGACAAAGAGACAAACAAGUCCAACACUGGCUCCCCUCUACAUACACGAACAGAAACCAAGGAUAAGGAUAGUACUCCCACCAAGGGCAGUGCCCAUACACCAUCACCAGCUGGCGUGAACCGACGUACAGCCGUGCUCUUCAACAGCAAGAAGGGACGCAGCACACCAGUACCAAACCUCUCCUCUACCUCAUCGGCUUCCUCGAGCGCAUCCUCUGCCUCAAACACGUCUACAGCCAAGAAAGGAUCAGGGCGGGGUGCAAAGACCAGGCAGCAUCACCAGCAACAGCAGCAGCAGCAACAGAAAGAACAGCAGCAGCUUCAGGUGAAGGUGAACGAGUCGUCUGCAGCUGCGUUGAUGGCUGAGGAUGCCCCGCUGAGCCCUCACUCGGGCAGGGGACCAGCCAGUCCCACUAGCCGCAAGAGGUCGUCCAGUACAGCCGGGCAGCCCGCAGAGCCCACUGAUCCCGUGGUGCAACCCUCCCCGACAAAGAGAAUCCCUACAGGGGGGUCUUCUUCUGCCAACGCCACUGAACCAGCUCCUUCUUCGUCCAUCCACAUUGGAGGACCUGACAUAUGCACAGAAAGUUUCAAGUCUUACCGGGUGAGGGGCAACAUCCGCAGCAGCUCAGAAUCUGAUACAACUGAUGAACUUAGCAGCGGGGACGAGUCCUUGUCUGACCCCAGUUCCGAAACAUCCAGCAAUCACAGCCCUUGUGAACGUAGCCGCAGCACCGGCCUCAGGGAAGGGCCCGAGGGUUCGGAUCUGGCGGAGAGCACAGAAGGCAUUUCGCCGGCCACCUCGCCCGCCCCAGCAGGCCGUGCCCGUCGCAGUCCCAGUGUGGACUCUGACGAGCUCAUCACGCUGGAGCCGCUGGACCUGGUCUGGGCCAAGUGCCGAGGAUACCCGUGGUACCCAGCACUGAUCAUCAACCCGAAAAUGCCCAAGACUGGCUACUUCCACAAUGGUGUUCCAAUCCCUGUCCCCCCGGAUGAGGUGCUGGAACUGCAGAGCAAAUACUCCGAGUCUGUCUACCUGGUUCUUUUCUUUGAUACCAAGCGCACAUGGCAAUGGCUGCCGCGUAGCAAGCUGGAACCUCUGGGGGUCAACUCGGACCUGGACAAAAGCAAACUGAUGGAGAACAAAAAGCCCAAUGUGCGCAACGCGGUGAAGAAAGCCUAUGAGAAGGCCAUCAUCCACCGGUGUCGCGUGCGAGGCGACCCCAACCCCCUGUCAGAUGACUCCAGCUCAGACAACAACCAGUAGUCUUUGUCCAGUUUGUGUUAUCAUAUUGGAAAUUGUGAUGUCUACCAAGUUAUCAGGGCUGUUAAUCAUUCUGAUUGUCAAGUGUGUGCAUAGUCGAUAACUGAGAUAUUUGUAUAGGAUCUGUACCGGGCUCAUGUAUACAGGUCGGUUUGGGGGGAUUUGCAGAAUUGUACUUUUGAAGUCUUUGUUAAUAUAUAUACACAAGUCGUUGUUGUAUUGUGAUGUGCUUACUGUGAAAGUGUCCAGAGACACCUCCCUAUGUGUGAACUGAAUGCUGUUGGAGAUGGUAGUGGUUCACGAGAGAUGUAAGAGUUGUUGGAUGAAUGAAUGCUCAUGUUGAACAAUGAAUGUUAACUUCCCCCCAUUUUGGCCAACUGGACCAGAGUUCUGUCCCUUAUUCCUGUGAUGCAAGUGUCAUAGUUCUUUUGUGAAGUAACAAAUGAAAUGCACAAAUUUGAAUAAUUUUAUACUUUGAUGUCAUUUCUCCAUGAAUUUAUACAGUAUGUUUUUUUUAUUCUUUUAAAAAUAUUUCAUUGAGAUGGGCUUCUUUGUUGGUGUUUUACACUUUUUGUUUGUUGAUUUGUUUUCUAGUUUGAAUGUUUGAAACGAAAUAGCAGUGUUAUGAUGUUGUCCUCUUUGUUUCUUAGAAUUUCUAUAAGACAGGAUCUUGAACUUGGAAACUUGAAAAUUCGGUUGACAUGAGUGUAAUCUAUAUUUUUCCAUAAACACUUUGUCCAGUGAUGGUGGCUUGGCUUGUAGUUGUAUAUAUAUAUACACCAAACAAAGACUGUAUCACAGGUCUUUUUUCGAGGGUUGCAAAUGAGCUUUCCAACUGAAAUACAAGGAGAAUGUACCGGGUGGCGGCAUAAAGUACAGUUGUGCAAAGUUCUGUCACGGUUUGUAGCACUGUUUUUGAGAGUUGUAAAAUUUGAUCAUGUGAUGACACGUAUGAAAAUCGAGGUGAUGUUUGGUAAACCAUAUUGAUUCUUGUCCAAAAAUAACCUGUCACACUCAUGUGGCAUUGAGGAGGUGGGGAGGGGGGGGGGUUAGCUUGUAACUAGUUAAUAAGGCUACUUGUCUGGUGGGUAAAGUCUUAUGGUUGAAUGCUUUUUGCAUUUUAGAGGGUAAAGGGUGUGUACUUUGUUGAAGAGCCAUUAUUAGGAAGGAAUGUUCAGACCUUUGGAUAAUGUUUCAUUAUUUAUUUUGGUGAAUUUGAACCCAAAUUUUUGCAUAGUGUCUUUCUAAACAUAAAUUAUCAAGGUUUCAAAUGAUACAAUAGCUGUUUUACUUUUAUGUUGAUAAUGUGUUGUCCUGCUGCCUAUUUUCUGAAAGCAGCGUUGCAUCCCACUAUAAUCCUCGACAGUAUUAGGGUGAAGCAUUUUUCUCUAGCAUAUUUCAGCUUGAACAGUACUUUAGUGAGUCAUUUUCUAGUCGAAGCAACGGCUAGCAAAGAGUAACAAAGUAAACUUCUUUUUUUUUUCAGUUGAUUUGGGCAUGUAGCAUUACUGCUUGAGAUAAAUAUUCUGAUUGUUAAAAGGUUGAGAGUUUGCUGUCCAGGGACCAGUGUGGAUGUUUGUGUACCACCAGAACUUAACUGGUGCAGUUCAGUUCCACUGUCAUUACUGCCACCUCUGUCAUGAUAUCUUUUCUGAAUGUGAAGAACUGAGGCUAAACCCACUUCUUUCUCUUUCAGCCGUUUGCCCCUGGCAGUUUUUGCAACCAGGUUUGCCCCCGGUUUUUGAAAAACGGUGACUAGAAACCAACUUCGUAUAAUUUUCCAACUUGUAUGUUAAUGGAUUUGUCCUGAAUUUUCUUUGCAGAGUGUCUUUCUAAACACAACUGAACAAGCUUCAAGAGCUGUUGAGAGUCACUAUUUUUCUUUUGAUGCUCCCUUUUUUUGUCAUAAGGGGUGUUUACUUUUUUUUUGGGUUAAAGUCACUGAAUGCUGUUUGUAUUUCAUUUAAAAAAUAACAUGCAAACUGAAUUGUACACAUGCCGGGGUUUAAAAGCAGCAAACUCUUCAGCGCUGGUUUUUUGGGGUUUUAAAAAAAUGAUUUCUGUCAAGCAUGAUUCCUUUACAUUAUACAUUUUUACUUUUAAAAUAAAGAUUGCAGAUUUGUGUAAUGUCCUUUUGUGCAAUUGAUCAGUGUUGUUGUGAUGAGUUUUCUCCAGUUUUGUGUCAUUUGUUCCUGGCCCAUUGUAGAGCUGCCUGAGGAAUGGUUUGCAAAGCUUGGUGUGGAUUGUGUACCUCUGAAGCAGUGAAACCCUGUUAUAGCAUAGUUUGAGGUGUCCGGCAGUUACGCUAAGUCUGCGGUUUGAAGUUUGUUUUCCAAGUGACAUUGAUCUGAUAUCAUCAGAUAUGCCAACUCUUGCUUUAGCUCAGAUGUUACACUUUUAACAUCUUGUUAGUUCAAACUUCUUGUGAGUUGCCUGCGGCGGAAAAA